Phalaenopsis equestris is the source of this 890-nucleotide messenger RNA. Its product is annotated as floral homeotic protein AGAMOUS-like. The record is from RefSeq and is a predicted model, not a curated record. Gene Ontology annotation, biological process: positive regulation of transcription by RNA polymerase II. NCBI's taxonomy places the organism in Eukaryota, Viridiplantae, Streptophyta, Magnoliopsida, Asparagales, Orchidaceae. Gene Ontology annotation, cellular component: nucleus. The transcript has 9 exons. Gene Ontology annotation, molecular function: protein dimerization activity; DNA-binding transcription factor activity, RNA polymerase II-specific; RNA polymerase II cis-regulatory region sequence-specific DNA binding. The coding region runs from base 162 to 860 and encodes 232 amino acids.
CAUUGGCCGUGGCGGGCUGAGCUCAUAUAUUUCGCCAUCUCCCAAAGUAGAAAGAGAGAGAAGGUGCCCUAGCUGGCGGAAGUGAGAGAUCAAAUGAAGAACAUGAAGUAGAAUUCCGAUCGUAGAUUCAGCAAGUUCGAAUUUUUAUUUCGAAAGGAGUCAUGGAGAGGAACACGAAGGGAAGGGGUAAGAUAGACAUCAAGAAGAUAGAGAACGCCACUAACAGGCAAGUCACCUUCUGUAAGCGUCGUAAUGGUCUUCUAAAGAAGGCUUACGAGCUCGCCGUUCUCUGCGAUGCAGAGGUCGCCGUCAUCAUCUUCUCCAGCCGCGGCCGACUCUAUGAGUAUGCCAAUAACAGUGUGAAGGGAACUAUUGAAAGAUACAAGAAGGCUAGCACUGAUAAUUCCAACACAGGAUCAACCAAUCAAACAAAUUCAGAGUAUUACCAGCAUGAAGCCUCAAAACUUCUUCAGCAAAUCACUGAUUUACAGACCUCCAACAGAAAUUUGAUGGGGGAGGCUCUGAGCACCAUGAAUUUAAGGGAACUUAAACAACUGGAAGCUAGACUGGAGAAAGCCAUAAACAAAAUAAGAUCUAGAAAGAAUGAGUUGCUGUACGCUGAGAUCGAGUACAUGCAUAAAAAGGAGAUGGAGCUGCAAAAUGAUAACAUGUACCUUCGAAAUAAGAUGAUUCAGAUUGCUGAAAAUGAAAGACUACAGCAGCAGCAGCAGCAGCAGCAGCAGCAGCAAAUGAGAAUGUUGCCCUCAACAAGAAAUGAGUAUGAAGCCAUGCCUCCAUUUGAUUCUCGAAGCUUUCUUCAAGCAAAUCUACUUACGGGCAACAACCAGCCAUUAAACUAAGCUAGGAGAUAUUGCCAGCCUGAAGCUGAU